Molecule: messenger RNA, 2825 nt
Organism: Mangifera indica (mango)
Lineage: Eukaryota; Viridiplantae; Streptophyta; Magnoliopsida; Sapindales; Anacardiaceae
Product: serine/threonine-protein kinase STY13-like
Exons: 8
Coding region: 321-1448 (375 amino acids)
Biological process (GO): protein phosphorylation
Molecular function (GO): ATP binding; protein kinase activity
Source: RefSeq, a predicted model, not a curated record
CCUCCCGUUUUUCUCCAAACAUCAACUCCUCUGUUUGCUUUUUCUUUUGUGUCUUUCCUCCACUUUUUUAAAAAACUUCCAUCGGAACAGAGACUAGUAAAAUCGCCGGAAAAAUUUUACACACAAAUCGAACUGUUUCACCUUCAGCUUUCGCUCAGCUCUUCCAUAUCGACGUCGUUUUUGUUCUUGUUUUUGAAGAUGACGGCGAUUAUGUAAAGUACUUUAAUUUUCCUUUUGCGUGGACUAAAAGAGGAUUGAACUGAAAAGAAAACAGUUUUUCCUUUAAAUGAGGAACUCGGGAAUAGUAUGAGGUUGCAACUAUGAGUUACAGCAACGACAGGAACAGACAAGGAAGAGAAGAGAGGGAACAAGAGCAGCAUGCUUUGCGGAGGUCUGUCGAGAGAGAAUCUAUGACCGUCUCGCAAAAUGGAUCCAUAACGGCCCCGCAGUUGACCAUCGAUGAAAGUCUCCUUGUUGACCCUAAAUUAUUGUUUAUCGGCUCCCAAAUCGGAGAAGGAGCUCAUGGAGAAGUUUAUAAAGGCAGGUAUGGCGAUCAAAUUGUUGCAAUCAAAGUGCUCCAGCGUGGGAGCACUUCAGGAGGAAUAGCUACACUUGAGAAUCAUUUUGUUCGUGAAGUCAAUAUGAUGUCGAGAGUAAAACAUGAGAAUCUUGUCCAGUUUAUUGGAGCUUGUAAGGAUCCACUGAUGGUGAUAGUAACAGAGCUAUUGCCAGGGAUGUCACUGCGGAAGUAUUUAGUUAGCAUUCGACCAAAUCAGUUAGACAUUCACGUGGCUUUAAAUUUUGCACUUGACAUUGCUCGAGCCAUGGAAUGUCUGCAUGCCAAUGGCAUUAUACACAGAGAUCUGAAACCUGAUAAUUUAUUGCUUACAGCAAAUAAGCAGUCUCUUAAGCUUGCUGAUUUUGGUCUUGCAAGAGAAGAAUCUGUGACUGAAAUGAUGACCGCAGAAACAGGAACUUAUCGAUGGAUGGCUCCUGAGUUGUAUAGUACUGUGACACUUCGUCAGGGAGAGAAGAAGCAUUAUAAUAACAAGGUUGAUGUCUACAGCUUUGGAAUUGUCUUAUGGGAAUUGCUAACCAACCGCAUGCCAUUUGAAGGCAUGUCCAAUUUGCAGGCUGCUUAUGCUGCUGCUUUUAAGCAUGAGAGGCCUAUUCUUCCUGAGAAUAUAUCCCCUGAUCUUGCAUUUAUCAUACAGUCUUGUUGGGUUGAAGACCCUAACAUGAGGCCAAGCUUUGGCCUGAUUAUUCGCAUGCUUAAUGCUUUUCUCUUCACACUUGCUCCACCCCCACCAUCUGUUCCAGAAUCUGACUCCAGUGAACAAGAAGCAACGAGUAAUGGCUCCAUUACAGAGUUAUCUGCUCGUGCAAGAGGAAAAUUUGCUUUCCUUCGCCAACUUUUCACUGCUAAAAAGCCCAGGAACUCACAAUGAGUGGGUAAAUUUUGUGUAAUUUUCUUUCUGUUCUAUUCAGAUAAAGUCGGUAUGCAAUAGUAGAUAUAUAUUUUACUGAAUCACUGCUUAGUUACCUUAAAUGAUUACCUAAGAAACAAAAAUGCUGAAAGGAAAUGAGGUUGAUGACGAUAUUAUUGGGAAAAUAGAAGACAAGACGAGUAUCAUUUUCAAUGCUAGUUAACCUUUUUGUAAAGCAGUUAAAUGGUUUUAGACCUUUUCCUGUUCAUAUCAAUAUCAAUACCUCAUUCUGAAACUACUCUUUGUUUUUUCAAUGCAAAGUAGCAAUUUAUAUUCAGUUUGAGUACAUGACAGGUAGAAUUGAUGAGUCCAGGUGUGCAGUAUUAUAUGAUUUAGCCAGCUUAUGAUUGUUAUUAUCAGGUUUAUAUUGCUUGACUGUGUUCAGUAUUUUUAUUCGGUACUAUAAAUUUGCUCUGUUAAGUUGGCCUGGAUAAUAGCUUCAAAGCCUGGAAAGAGGUUUUGAUUAGUUUUCCGAAGUUAAAUGCCUGAAAUGCAAUAUGUUCAUGCUUUCUUUGGAUCUAUGCUUGUAGGUGAGUUGUACAUGAAUCUGUAGGUUUGAAUUUGAAAAUCUGGUCACAUACUCUGCAUGUGUUAUUGUCGUACCAACUGCAUUUCCGAGAACAGAUUGGAAAAUAUGAAUAUGGCAAUGCCCGCACAUUAUUUUGUUUGACUGCUCAUGUACAUAAGUACGAAGAAGGGAUUUUUGCAAGGGACAUUCACUGUCCAAAUCAGAUCUCCAUUAGUCUGAUAACUGACAUGAUUUUUCUGAUCAGCUCAAUGUAAAGCUGCUUCCAUACCUGAGUACCUGAGUUGAGAAUCAGGGCAACUCAAACCACUGAAGCUGAGCUUCAGGACUGCUCGCAUUCUUUCCUCGAAUCAAAGGUAAAAGCUUCCAUGAUUGACAAAGUCUUUCCCUUCAACACACAUGCUAUGCAAUUGUUGACAUCUUCCCACUCUAACCUGUUACAGAAAAUUGCUGUCAAAGUUUCUUUCACAGCUUCUCAGUAGCCCACCUGCCCUGACAGUAUGAAGAGUCACAGUAGAAUGUGUAUGACCUAAUAUUGCACUAAUUUUAGAAGAUGGGGGGUUUUGAAUAUGGGAUUGGACGGUCGGUUUGACUGGAAACCCGGGGCAAUCCGGUGGAGGUGAUGGAUUAAACUAGAUAGGGGCGCAGGGUGCAAAACUAUCCGAGUAAGAUUAUACUUUAACCCCUUCAAUUUUAAAAGAGUUUUUAAACCAGUUACUCUUUAAAUUUAAAGUGAAGAAAAAUGUAAGAUUUAAAAAUUUUAAGAUUUUAUUGAUAUUUUGGUCGAAUCUAAUCUUGAGUUUUUGAACUUA